GUUUGAUGCUGUUUUUUCAGCAGGGAAGUCAAAUCGUUUUAUGACAAGGGGAAAAGAAAGUUUAAGAAUCUAAUGGAUGCUAACUUUUUCCAACUGGCAAACUUUAUCCCUAUGUUACAUGUGGUAAUCUGUGGUCACCAGUGGAAAUGUGUCAGGACGCAACGUCAAAAACUGCAUCAGCACUUCUAAUAAUUCUAGCAAAUAAUUAGCAUUUACAAUAUCUGUGUACGCCAAUGUUAUGAAUCAGGUCCUGUCCUGCCUUGCUCUGCCUGCCAAGGCGAUUUGGACAAGCCACGCGCUAAAUUGGAGAGUGUCCCCUCCCAUUCAUUCUGCAGUCCACGCGCCGCUAAAACAAUACACAAGGUUUGCAAAAACCGGUUCGCUGAAAACAAGAUAACAGAAGGUGUGCAUUUACAUAUUACCUUUUCAUCCUAUACUCCGCCCGUCUCCCCAUCCUCGUGGCUUGUGUGUGAAGCUGAUGUGUGAGCGAAUAGUUAGCGUUUUCUCAUUCACUCCCACUGGCUCAUCACGUCCGUGUGGCUCUAACCAUUUUCCGAUAUGUUGCCUUUUUCCUCAAAGAAAUAAUGUUUAGGGUCUCUGCUUUUAUGUGGAAAGCAUUUUGUUUCGGCGUCUUUGUUUCUAAAAUGCAAUUGCUGUAGAAUUUGAUUGAUUAUAUUUAUUUUUUUCAUUUUUACUCCAGUGUUUGGGACGCAUGGGCAACAGCUGGUGUUGCCAAACAUCUUAAAAACCUUUAACGGUUUUUUUUUUUAUAAAUAAUUUGGAAUUUUUAUCCAAGUUUAACCACUGGAGCAAGAUUUUGUCUUGAAUGUAAGACGACUCCAUUUCUUCCUGCUUGCUACGAGAGAGUUUCUCGUCUCGACUGGAUUGUGCAUGUUUGUAUUGUUUGCACCGCCAAAUCAAAAGCAUCGCUCUACAGCUCGUGCGCAUCACGGAGAGAUGAGCCGCGUGCACCGAGCUAAUUCACUGUGAAUACCGCCGCUCUACCAGCGAGUUUUUCAGUCCAGCAUCCAGACUCCGUCUUUGAACAAAGUUGCUCGUGAAAUAUCUAUACCAGAGCUACCCAGCACGAUGAACCUCUGUUAACCGCAACAUCUGUCUCUCAGAGCAGAAGUUUAUUGGUUGUGGACACAGAUAACGUUGCACUGCCACCAUGCCUCACAUGCGCCUGCCGUCCGUCCCAUGCCUUUUCUCUCUUCUCAUCCUGAUCUUCUUCUUGGGCCUUACCAAUGUCUCUCAGGCCAGCCCCGAUGUGUCCCACAGCAGUCCAGCAAACUGUUCAGGAGAGGACAGCUGCUCAGAAGGCGUAGUUUUGCCGGUGUGGAACCCCCAAAACCCCUCCGUCGGUGAUAAGGUCGCACGUGCCAUUGUCUACUUUGUGGCCCUCAUCUACAUGUUCCUGGGCAUGUCAAUCAUCGCUGACCGGUUCAUGUCCUCCAUCGAGGUCAUCACGUCUCAAGAGAAGGAGAUAACGAUCAAGAAACCCAACGGUGAAACCACCACAGCGACCGUCCGCAUCUGGAACGAGACCGUGUCCAAUUUGACCCUCAUGGCUUUGGGAUCAUCGGCUCCUGAGAUCUUGUUAUCUGUAAUUGAGGUCUGUGGCCACAAGUUUGAAGCAGGUCACCUUGGUCCAAGCACGAUUGUGGGCAGCGCAGCAUUCAACAUGUUUAUUAUCAUCGCCAUCUGUGUUUACGUGGUUCCUGAUGGUGAGGUGCGAAAGAUCAAGCACCUAAGGGUUUUCUUCGUGACCGCAGCCUGGAGUGUGUUCGCAUACAUCUGGCUGUACUUAAUUCUCUCCGUCUUCUCUCCUGGUGUGGUGGAAGUCUGGGAAGCUGUGCUCACAUUCCUCUUCUUCCCGCUGUGCGUGGUUCAGGCCUGGAUCGCUGACCGUCGCCUGCUCUUUUACAAAUACGUCCACAAGCGCUACCGUGCUGACAAGAAUCGCGGUAUUAUAAUUGAAACGGAGGGUGACGGUAUGUUUACCAAAAUGGAUAUGGAGAUGGAUGGGCAGGGCAUCAAUUCCCACAAGGAGGCUCUUGAUGGCAUGCUAGCUGGAGUAGAGGAAGGAGGAGGUGGUGGUGGAGGAGAGGAAGAGGAGGCCAGGAGGGAAAUGGCCCGUACGCUUAAGGAGCUCAAACAGAGACACCCGGACAAGGACAUGGAGCAGCUGAUUGAGAUGGCUAACUAUCAAGUUUUGGUGCAGCAGCAGAAAAGUCGAGCUUUCUACCGCAUCCAGGCCACACGCAUGAUGAUCGGAGCGGGCAAUAUCUUGAAGAAGCAUGCAGCAGACCAGGCCAGGAAGGUGGUGAGCUGUCAUGAAUCUAAUGCCCAGGAAGAAGACCCUCACACCAUCUACCUUGAGUUUGAGCCCUCGCAUUACCAAUGCUUCGAGAACUGCGGAUCCUUAAAACUUUCAGUCACUCGGCAUGGUGGAGACAGUGGCUGCACUGUUAAGGUUGACUAUCGCACAGAAGACGGUACGGCUAAUGCAGGAUCAGACUACGAGUUUGCCGAGGGCACUCUGGUCUUCAAACCGGGCGAGACCGUGAAGGAGCUGACGGUUGGCGUGAUUGAUGAUGACAUAUUUGAGGAAGACGAGCAUUUCUACGUAAACCUCAGCAAUCCUCGAGUCGUCCAUCGAGCUGAGGUCUCAGUCCUAGACACCAGUGCCGUGUCUCCAGGCAGCAUCGUCAUAGGGUCCAGCCACGUCCCUCCAAAAGCCGCUCUGGGUAAUGCUCACAGCGCCACGGUGACCAUCUACGACGACGACCACGCAGGAAUCUUCACGUUUGAGAACAAUUCGACACGAGUGAGCGAGAGCGUGGGCAUCAUGCAGGUGAAGGUUCACAGAACGUCUGGAGCACGAGGGAAGGUGGCAGUACCGUACCACACUACAGAGGGCACGGCCAAGGCUGGAGAAGACUAUGAAGAGGUGGCUGGCAAACUGGAGUUCCUCAAUGAUGAGACCAUGAAGAUCCUGGAAGUGCAGAUCAUAGACGAUGAGGAAUACGAGAAGAAUAAAACCUUCACCAUCCACCUGGGAGAGCCGAUACUGCUGGAGAUAGGACAGAAACACGGAGACUCGAACGAUAACAAGCCAGCUGUGGGGGCUGAGGAAGAAGAAGUGGCCAAGAUGGGCUGCCCGAGUCUAGGAGAGCACACCAAGCUUGAGGUGGUCAUAGAGGAAUCCUAUGAAUUCAAGAAUACUGUCGACAAACUAAUAAAGAAGACUAACUUGGCGCUGGUGGUGGGCAGCAGUAGCUGGAGAGAGCAAUUUGUAAGCGCUGUUACUGUCAGUGCAGGUGAUGAUGAUGAGGAGGAAAGCGGAGAAGAGCGCUUGCCCUCAUGCUUUGAUUACAUCAUGCACUUCCUGACAGUGUUCUGGAAGGUUCUGUUCGCCUUUGUCCCGCCCACCGAAUACUGGAAUGGCUGGGCCUGUUUUAUCGUGUCCAUCACACUUAUCGGUGUGCUGACUGCCGUCACUGGAGAUUUGGCAUCUCACUUUGGUUGUACAGUCGGCCUGAAGGACACCGUCACAGCCGUGGUGUUUGUGGCCUUGGGUACCUCUGUGCCCGACACCUUUGCCAGUAAGGUGGCAGCCAUCCAGGACCAAUACGCUGAUGCAUCUAUCGGAAACGUGACGGGUAGUAACGCAGUAAACGUCUUCCUUGGAAUCGGAGUGGCGUGGACCAUCGCCGCCGUGUACUGGCACAGUCAGGGGAAAAAAUUCGAGGUCCCGCCCGGCUCGCUGGCUUUCUCCGUCACCCUCUUCACAAUCCUGGCAUUGCUGUGCGUCGUCAUACUUCUGUACCGCCGUCGGCCCACCGUCUCUGGGGGAGAGCUGGGGGGCCCUCGAACCGCCAAGCUGCUCACUGUGUUCCUGUUCAUCUCGCUCUGGCUCUUCUACAUCCUGCUGGCCUCUCUCGAGGCGUAUUGCUACGUGCCUGGCUUCUAACAACAAGAAACUUCUCACCGUAUACAUCCACUAAUAUUUUCAUCAUUGUGUAUAUGAGACGUCUAAAUGGAGUGUUUACGUUGUAAAUUAUUGUUGUACAAAUUGAACUCUCAUCCUUUCACCAACACCGGUGUGGAUAUUUGGAUGGGGGAUGAUGGAGUAUCUUACUUAGUAUCUUCACUGUCAGCACCUGGAUAUUGAGACACAGCGACACUUAUCCAGGAUAGUCUCCCGAGAGCCCCUUCAGCAUUAGACUUGUUUCUUUCAAGGACGGCGCUUUAGUUUCACUUCGAGAUUCUCUCAGAAAUCCCUACUCUGUCAUUUCUCCCGGGCACUUUCAAUAAACUCAUUCCCACUGCAGAUAUCUGGGCAUGCUUCACACCUCCACCUUCCCCGAAGACAAACAUUGCUCUUUUCUUGCCUGUUACUUUUGGUUCACUGUAGACCUUCAUAUCUCACUAAUGAAGUUUUUUAUAAAUUAAAUUUCAGAUCAAGUUGUCUAGGGAGGUCCGAAUUCCCAGCCUAUACCACCCUUUUCCACUAUUGUCCCACCCACAUACACUACAGGUAUGUUGCCCACCUCAAAACUAUACGCAUCUUAUUUUCAAAGUUGUACCUACAGCACACCUUCUUGAUCAGUGGUCCUGCCCUUCAUAGAUCAAAUAUUUAGUAUUCACUUCUAAUCUUUUUUUUUAAUGUCAAGUGCUUGUGUUGUAGAUCUCAUUUAAAAAUGCUCUUCUGAAUUUUUAUUUUAUAGGGAGAACAAAAAGUUUUUAAUUUUCUCAUUUUAAAGCUAAUGAAAACACAAGAAAUGCAUAUUUUGCAUGGCACAAUAUUAGUAAUAGAAGUUGAAUGGUGACCAAAAGAAAUAGUUUAUCGAUGACAGUGUCAUACGAACCAAUCAGUGUUAAUUCAUGUGAUAUUUAUUGAUAUUUAUUAUGAUCAACUAUGUAUUACGUGGAGAAAUAUUGUAUGACUGUUUGUGUGUCAUAUGCCAGUCGUGCACAUGAAUGUGUCUUAAUGAAUGAGAGCGUGCUGUACUCAAGCACAGUGAAUUUUCUGUCCGCCACUGCCAUAGUCGGGAGUUUCAAUCUCCUGUUUUGUUCAGUCCUGUGAGCUUCUAGGACUUUCUUUGACGUUCACGUUUCUAUUGAAUCAUGUGGCUGUGUGGGAACUCAACAAGGAUGCCUUGAUAUCAAAGUCAUUAGGCCAUAAGCUACUGUAGAUGUGUCAAUGAGUUUACAAUGUUUUCUAGAUGUUUUCACUUGACUAAAACAAGGGUAUUAUAGAGUAAAAAAGGCAGUGAAAAAUUGUAAAUAAUUGUUUUGUUUAUUACACCGUGUUUUUUUUACGUGUGAAAUGUUAGACCCUCAACAUCAGCACAUUAAUCCAGAGCUUCAUCUAUUUAUUGGGGUCAUUAUUUCUCCUAAUUUUGCCCUUUAUGCGCAUGCCUAAUGUAUAGUGUAUAGUAAAACUUCUGUUCAAUUUUAGUUUGCUCUCUCUAAUCAUUUUCUUUUUAUAUGUUCUUUCACUGUCCAAAAAAAAUGUUGUCAAAUCAACAAAUACACUCACCUAAAGUAUUACUAGGAACACCUGUUCAAUUUCUCAUUAAUGCAAUUAUCUGAUCAACCAAUCACAUGGCAGUUGCUUCAAUGCAUUUAGGGGUGUGGUCCUGGUCAAGACAAUCUCCUGAACUCCAAACUGAUGUUAGAAUGGGAAAGAAAGGUGAUUUAAGCAAUUUUGAGCGUGGCAUGGUUGUUGGUGAGUAUUUCACAAUCUGCUCAGUUACUGGGAUUUUCACGCAAAACCAUUUUUAGGGUUUACAAAGAAUGGUGUGAAAAGAGAAAAACAUCCAGUAUGCGGCAGUCCUGUGUCCGAAAAUGCCUUGUUGAUGCUAGAGGUCAGAGGAGAAUGGGCCAACUGGUUAGCCUAUAGAAAAGCAACUUUGACUGAAAUAACCACUUGUUGUAACCAAGGUAUGCAGCAAAGCAUUUGUGAAGCUUCAACACGCACCAUUUUGAGGCGGAUGGGCUACAACAGCAGAAGACCCUACAAGGUGCCACUCAUCUCCACUACAAAUAGGAAAAAGAAGUUACAAUUUGCACAAGCUCACCAAAAUUGGACUGUUGAAGACUGGAAACAUUGAGACAUUCAGAUGGUAGAGUCAGAAUUUGGCGUAAACAGAAUCAAUCAUAAACACGGACAGAAAAUGGAUCCAUCAUGCCCCUGUUACCACUGUGCAGGCUGCUGGUGGUGGUGUAAUGGUGUGGGGGAUGUUUUCUUGCCACACAUUAGGCCCCUUAGUGCCAAUUGGGCAUCAUUUAAAUGCCACGGCCUACCUGAGCAUUGUUUCUGACCGUGUCCAUUCCUUUAUGACCACCAUGUACCCAUCCUCUGAUGGCUACUUCUAGCAGGAUAAUGCACCGUGUCACAGAGCUCGAAUCAUUUCAAAUUGGUUUCUUGAACAUGACAAUGAGUUCGCUGUACUAACAUGGCCCCCACAGUCACCAGAUCUCAACCCAAUAGAGCAUCUUUGGGAUGUGGUGGAACAGGAGCUUCAUGCCCUUCAUCCCACAAAUCUCCAUCAACUGCAAGAUGCUAUCCUAUCAAUAUGGGCCAACAUUUCUAAAGAAUGCUUUCCUUGUUGAAUCAAUGCCACGUUAAGGCAGUUCUGAAGGCGAAAGGGGGUCCAAUACAAUAUUGUAUGGUGUUCCUAAUAAUCCUUUAGGUGAGUGUAUUUUGGUGUUACUUUGUUUCAACUUGUUUUCAUAAGUUACAGUCAAACGUUAAAUAGUAGGUUGAUUUUACUUGCAAAACCAAGUUGUUUUACCUUUAUUCUACAUUUUAUUUUACAGUGUUGAUCCUUUUUCAGCCAACUAAACUAGUUUAGCGAAGUUCAUUUUUUCUCAUCUCUCUUUCUAUUAUUUGCCUCUCUUUGCAAAAUGAUACAAUAGUUUUAGUUUGUAGAUAAUUGUUUACAAGAGUGUCCCAGUUAUCAGCCAUCUGCUUGGUACAACCUGGGACAUAUGCUACAGGAAGUGAUAGGAUAUAGCUGUAGGAUAAUUUUGUAAUUUUGCUGUUGUUCACUAUUAGGGCUCCCAGCACAUCAGUACUUAAAACUUUUAAAUGCACUCACAUUAAAAAGCAUAAUAAAAUUAAAGGAACACCACAAGCUGUAGGUGGCCAACGGCUUAAUACGUCACUGUUUAGCUACCUGCUAAAAAAUUGUAAAGGAGAAAAUGUCCUUCAAAAGUCACAGGGACCCUCCAUUUAAAUAAAUAAUAAAAUAUCAACAAAUCCACAGGCAGCCAUCUACACUCUUAAAAAUAAGUUGUUAGACUGUAUGGUUGCACAAAUGGCUAUAAAAAUGUUUCUGCUAUGGCAUCGGUGCGUGAACCCUUUUAAGACCUUUAUUUUAAGAGUGUAUCGAAGUUUUCCACUCUUUUCCUUCGGAUCACAUCUUCAGAUCCGGUGUUAUGUUAAAGUGGGUGGAUCAGAUGUACAUGCGGUCCACAUUUGUACUGGCAUAUGUGUAUUUAUACAUUCAGACUUUUCAAUGAUACAAGAUUGAAAAAGCACAGAGCGAUGUAUUUUUAGUUCUUGUUGUUGCUAGGCGACGUUCAACGAGUCAUUGUCUUUCUGUCAUUAUGUUGUCUGGUGUCAGUGCGGUAGGGUGGGUGGAAGGAAGGGGGGCUGCUGGUUUGUAAUUACUUUAUAAGGUCACUUUCUCCUUGUAUCUGAUCGUACAUGGUUGUUGAACUUGAAGGUCCACCUUUGAUUAGAGCAUAAACUCUAAUAUUUAAAUUAUCCUAAAAGUUUUCAAUUGUAAAAUUGUUGCAAUAUAACAGAACUUUUGAUAUUGUAAUAGCUGAGAAUUAUGGUCGCUUUAUUUAAUGAUCAAAACACAGUGGAUAACCUUAAAGAUGAAGGAAAAUACCAUGUGAAACUUGUACAUCCCACUCUAAGAGCUCUUGUUUAAUGGAGACUGAAGGACCAUCCCAUGUGGGCCUAUGGCCUAAAGCAGUGUUAUCCAACUUAAUGAUUUAUGAUCAAAUAACAGUAGAUACACACUAAGAGACCAUAUCCACAUAGCAGAUUUGAAAGGGACAGUUCACCAAAAAAUGUAAAAUGUGAUCUUUAUUUACAGUAUGCCAUUUAGUAUGCAGUUUUUAUGAAGCUUAGUGGUAGUGCAUGGGCAGCGCAAAAGGUUGUGGGUUUGAACUCAUGGAUCACACAUACAGUAAUGAUAAAAUCUAUACCUUGUAAUAAGUCACUUUGGAUAAAAGUGUCUGCCAAAUGCAUAAAUGUAAAGAUUUAAUGAAAGUCUUUCCAUAACAAUUGUUCACAGUGACAAGGGGCUGCUAAGAUCCAAAAGGACAAAAACACUAAACGUAGACAGCAUGAAUUGACAAUACGACAAUAUGGCUGUAUGUAUGGCAAAGAUAGGUUUGUGUAAGGAACAGACCAUAAAUGAUUGUGACCCUUUCUGUAAAAUCCAGGCUAAAAUCUUAUAAUCUUAUUAGCAUCAAAGUUUAAUUUCAAUCCUUGAUUUCAAUCUUUGACAUGACUUUACUCAGUCAAUAUUAAAUAUAUCAAAAUAUCAAGGUUAUAUUUUCACACAGUGUGAAUGACAUGUUGGCAUUUUACAAGUUGGCUAAUUUGUAUGAAUUUGUACGAAGUUAAUUGUGCAAAAAACUUUUGAUUCUCAUUUUAAAAAACUAUAAGACCAUAAAAACCAUCCCCCUAUCCCACCACUAACACCAUCACCAAUUGGGUACAAAAAUGUACGAAUGUGGUUGUACUAAAUUAGCCACUUCAUAAAAUACGUACGAAUUGCCAUGAGAUAGUAUUGAGUUUGCAUGUUCUCCCUGUGUCAGUGUGGGUUUACUCUUGGUAUUCUGCUUUCCUCCCACAGUCUAAAAACAUGCAGGUUAUGUGAAUUUGAGAUUCCCUCAAUGUGUUCAUGAAAAUAGCCGAUGCUGGAAUGUUAAGAAAUAAAUACAUUUGCACAGAGAAGCAAAUCAUAAGCACAAGGAAUUUUCAGUGCAAACAGAAAAGUACCUUAAUACCUCUAUCAGCUGAAAUGCAUUUCACUUUUACAUGUGCAGAUGAAUCAAUAUUAUUUGCAAUAGUUGACGAUGAAUAAGCACAAAGCAGUUUAAAGGUUUCACAUACGACUUCUCUCACAUCGACCCAAAAAAUUAAUUCUCUUGAAUAGCAUGCUUGUUCCAUUACUGAAUGUUUGAUUCGUUGCGUCACUCGUCGCGUGAGAGUCCCGGUCUCGUGAUACAAUCUUAAAGCAUGUAUUUUUUAUGUGCGUGCAUUUCUCUUGAAUCACAACACUGAAUUUACAAAAGAAACUAAUUGUGUUUGGUUUUGUAUGUAUAGCUAUUUGAUAAAUUACUGUUUAAAAAAUCUUUUUUUUUUUUAAGCCAAGUGUUCUUUAUCGAGUUAUUUGACACUAUUACUUUCUUCUUGUCAAUCUAUUCUGUACUGGGACAACUUUAUAUUUUGGUAAAAAAACUGACGUGCUACAUAGAGCAUUUAUGAUCACAACAACAAAAGUGUCAAUGUUCUGUAAAUGUUAUAUUUAGAAGUGUGUGUGGGUGAAGGGGUGUGAUUUUCUGUAUGUGAAAUGAAAUCUGUAAUGUAAACGGGAACAUUUGCCAAAAGAUAAAGAAUGAUUGUAUGUUUGUAAUGUCUGUUUUUUAUUUCAUUUAUUAUUGAGUACAUUAAAGUUGGAAUUGUAUA
Messenger RNA from Paramisgurnus dabryanus, 9727 nucleotides. RefSeq names its product solute carrier family 8 member 4a (gene slc8a4a). The record is from RefSeq and is a predicted model, not a curated record. NCBI's taxonomy places the organism in Eukaryota, Metazoa, Chordata, Actinopteri, Cypriniformes, Cobitidae. Gene Ontology annotation, cellular component: sarcolemma; postsynapse; axon. Gene Ontology annotation, biological process: cell communication; calcium ion import across plasma membrane; sodium ion transmembrane transport. Gene Ontology annotation, molecular function: calcium:sodium antiporter activity.